CAGCCAAUCAUCGCGAGGGGGCCCGGUCUCUCGUGCCCUCUGCCCCCCCAACGUUCGAAUCGCAGCCGCCAAUCGUGAGGAAGGAGAUCGCGGCUGGUGCUUGUUUACCGCCUAACGGUCGCUGGAGGGGAACAGUGCUGAAACCGGGACACCCCUCCCUCCGGACAGGCAGAGAUGCAGGAUAACAACAGUAUCCUUCUUGGGAAUAAAAUAUGGAAAGUUUGGACUUGGUGAAAACUGUGCAAGAAUUCUCUCAUUCUUCUAUAGAAUCUGACAUCAGAAGUUCCUACAACUCUGGCUGUAACUUGAAUACUAACAGAAGUAGUCCCUCGUCCAAUCCGAAUGGAGUUUCCAGUUUCUCAGGGAAGACCAGCCGCUCUGUAAUUCCUGUUGAAGUGCUGGCCUCCUUUAUGCACGAUAUACAAAAGAGUGGAGGAACAGACUCAGAAGUUUUGAAGAACUGUGAGACUAGGUGGAUACAGUUAUUCAAACUGGUGGAGAAACAGUGUCAAGAGCAGAUAGUUGUCCAGCAAGAGCAGUUCCAUCACCAAAUCCAACGUAUACAGAAUGAGAUAAGACACUUAGUGAAGUUGCAGAACAGUAAUGCUUCAUGGGAUUCCUUCAACAGCAAAAGUUCUCCCGCUAAACAUGCAAACAAUUUCUCUUCGCUAGAAAGUCAAAUGGGGUUUUGUUCUGAAACCUUUGAAGAAACUGGGUGCAUUGUCAAUCAGCUUAAAUCUAAUGAAGCUGAAAGUCAGCCAAAAGCAUCUGCUGAGCAUCAAGAGUGUUGUGUAAAUAGUAUUUCAAUGAGCAGUGGGUAUGGUACCCUUUCUGCAUCAGAACUGAAUCCUAGGGAAUCUAAAGACAUUAAGAAGUGCAUGGGCUACCCAGAGAAGAUUUCAAAAGGACAAGGUGAUGCACCUGUGACAAAGAAGGAUUCAAUUGCAGCCAGUGUACAAGCUAAAAAAGAAUUUAUACAAAAAACUGAGAAAUAUUGUCCAUCACUAAAAGAUGGUGUCUUAGUUUUUCCUGCUGAAUUUGAGCAUGAGGUUACUGAAGGUCAUUGUGGAAAAACAAACUGUAAAUAUCUAACAUCAUGGGCACAAAAGCUGAAACAAAACCAACCGAAAAGAACAAAUACUGAAGAAGAAGUAGAGUACGUGAACUCUGUGCAAGGAAAUGAGCAAGCAAAGAAAUUAACAUUUGAGAAGACUAGUGUUACUGCUGCUGCUUCACCGUCUUACACUUUUUACCUCAGCCAACCAAAUGAAAGUCCAAAUUCCUUAGCAUCUGACGCUUCAGGACUUACAUACUGGAAACUAGAUGAAAAGGAAAUGUAUCACUCUUUGCCUGAAAAUUUCAGAAAUGAAUUUUCUAGUAUUUUUGUCACAAAAGUGUCAUCUGAUCAGUCGUCUUCUGGUGAUGAGAUGAAGCCAUCAUUGAAGGAUAUUUAUCAUAAAAAACAAAGGGAAAGCAAGCAGCUGCCAGAAUGGAAUCUCAUUUCUCCAGCCCAGCCAAGUCACCCACCAGAGGUCUUAACACUAGAUCCAACAUUGCACAUGAAACCCGGUGAGCAGAAUCCAGGACAUUGUUUUCUCAGUACUCUUGAUGAGAAGACUCCUUUUUCUCCAGACUCUAUAGCGGAUCCCACUUUUUCAAGUCAUUCGGACAUCGAUUCAUUUUCACAUACAAGCAAUAUAACUUCACCUCAACUACGUGGUUCUCCAAAAUAUACUUCCAGCACUAAAGUUUUACAUUUGGACCCCUGGGAAAAUAAUGCAUUCCAAAAUGAAACCAAGAUUGGCUGCUCUUUUCCGAUGCCAUAUGCAGAUACUAGUAAUGAUCUGUUAAUCAACACUGAGGAUGAAGAAAGUUUAACUUUAACUCCAUCUUCGAUCAUCCAGUCCCAGCUUCCAUGUGCUGACAACAAUUUACCAGAAUAUAGUAUUUCAGUGACAUCCUUCGAAGAUCCGGUGAUGUUGUCACAGAUUAGGCAGAACUUGAGGAAAAAACAUGCCCGACACAUAGCUGAUCUACGAGCUUAUUAUGACUCCGAGAUCCAUAGCUUAAAACAACAACUUGAGGAAAGCCAUAAAACUGCUUCAUCUGAAGAGCUGAAGAAAAUCAAUCAAAAUCUUGUUGAUAGGUGUGACGAGUUAGAUGCUGCUCUCAAUGAAGCUAGUACUCGCAUGAGAACCCUUGAAAAUAAGAAUAAUAUGCUAGAAAUGCAAGUGACAGAUUGGAGAGAACGCUUUUAUGCAGUCAGUAAUACUUCCAAAGUUUUGCAAGAACGUAUUGAAGAAAUGCGCACAAGUCAUAAAGAGAAGGAUAACACUAUCAGCCGACUAAAAUCUAGGCUUAAGGAUCUAGAAGAAGCAUUUGAACAGGCUUAUAAGCUCUCAAAUAAUAAAGAUGCCAGGUUAAAGGAAGAAAAUAAAAUGCUUCAAGAUCUUCUGGGAGAAUAUGAAUCCCUUGGAAAAGAACAUGAAAGAGUAAAGGAUACAUUGAAUGCAACUGAAAAUAAAUUGGUUGAUGCAAACACCCAGAUUUCUGAUUUGAAAAGAACAAUUUCAAAACUCGAAGCUCAGAUCAAGCAGGUAGAACAUGAAAAUAUGUUGAAACUCCGUCAUAUUACUGAAAGUCAUUUAAGAACAUCUCAUGCCAACAAGCUGACAGCUUCUGAUGUAAACAGACGGAAGUGGUUGAUACCAGGAGCAGAGUAUUCAAUCUUCACAGGCCAACCUUUAGAAAAUCAAGAGAACAUUAUGGAUAAUAGACUGGAGGAAACCUACAUUCCUUCUAGGCACCAUUCUCCUCCUGAAAAGGACCCUUCACUAGAAGACUCUUCAACAAAUGUAAUGGCAAAAAAAGAAAAUGAGGUACCAGACACACCAAUCAUGAAAGCCUUUAAAGAACUUGAAGAGGGAAAAGCAUUUAAAAGUUGGGGCACACAGACAGAAAAAGAAGACACUUCAACUAAAACAUCACAUAGACGUCAAACUGUUGGAUUUAAUGAAAGCACUUUUAGUGCCAAUCGGUCCCCAGAGAAAUGCAGAGAUCAACAAAGACCAAAAAGAUAUAGCUCACCUAGUGGGCAGAGGUCAUCAUCCCUCCCACCUUCAAACAGGAAGGCAAACAUUCCAAGAAGAGAAAUAAUGUUGGCACCAGUGUCAGUGACAUACAGCCCAAAACGAUCUCCAAAAGAAAACCUGUCUCCAGGAUUUAGCCACUUGGUUGGCAAAAACGAAAACACAAUGACUAGAUUCAAUAUACUUCUGGAUGAUUUGGAAACUGCUCCUACCUCUACAUUACAACAUAGCAAUCCAAGAAAACGACUCCAGUUUCUUUCACUAGAUGAUAUAGAAGGAAGGCAACAUUCAGGUAAAGGCAUUGACAGCUGUGUUAAACAUAGUUCUUGCACUGAAUCUUUGCACACUGGAAUGAAGAAGGGAACUGUGGCGUCUGCUUGGGAAGAGAGGAACAUACCACACAGAAAUGAACAAAGUAUUCCUCCACCAGUAGUACCUUAUGAUGCUGAUUUCAAGUAUACAUCAAGAAUUAAGACAUUGGCUGAAACUGAGAGACUUUUUGAUGAACUCACACAAGAAAAGCAACAGAUUGAGGCUGCACUGAGUCGAAUACCUAGUAGUGGGGGAAGAACAACCUUACAAGCAAGAUUAAACCAGGAAGCCUUGGAAGAUCGCUUGGAAAGGAUUAAUAGAGAUUUGGGCUCAAUCCGUAUGACACUGAAAAGAUUUCAUGUUUUACGUACCUCUGCAAAUCUUUGAGACUUGUAUCUAUUAAAUUCAGAUAUGCUUUUGUUUGCACUAAUGUAUAAUUAUGCACUCAGCAAAUGCAAAUUGUUUUGUAUUUUUGUAAACCCUCAAUAGUAGUUUUAUAACCAUGUUAUCCUUUAAACACAGCAAUAUUUUGUACUUCAAAUAGCCACAUAUAUUUAAACAUAUUUUCUUACACUUGAGAAAUCAAUGUUAAUCGUGUAUUUUACUAUUUUUUUAAAAAUGUGAAUUAUUUUUAAAUAGUGUAUAAGAAUUCAGUUUAUAAUAAGGAAGGUAAACUGAGGCAGCUUGUUUUCUGAACAAAAUCAUGUUGUAAUCCUUUUGCAGUUCAUUUUGCUCACCAUUUUUAUAGAGAUUAAUAGCUACAUUGUAAAUAAUAGGUACUAUGACAUUUUGAACUUUUUAUAUUAUGCAGAAAGCAACACAAAGCUUCUGUGGUGAAUAUAACUACAAGCAUAUGGUAAACACCUUUUAUUUAAAAUAUUGUAGCUUGGUUUUUAAUUUGCUGUUGUUGUGACACAUCUUAAAUAAAUGCAUGUCUGCAAACUGGAAUUCUAUUAAAUAUCCAUUUGUAUAAAUGCACAGAAAGUAGUUAUACAAACUGAAUAUUUUUGUUUCAAAAUUGUAUUUCUUGUGUGAUGGGGUGAGGAUAUUACAGAGCCACGUUAAUUAAAAAUUAUUUUAGUGUUGAGACUUACUAAUUUAUUUAGAAUCCUGUUGGAAAUAUUCAGGGCCAAAUUCUGUUCCAUGCCAUCUGGUCUUAUCCUCAAAUAUCUCAGUGUUGGUAAAUAAGAACUCCCCUCCCAAGAGGCUU
Molecule: messenger RNA, 4611 nt
Organism: Mauremys mutica (yellowpond turtle)
Lineage: Eukaryota; Metazoa; Chordata; Testudines; Geoemydidae
Gene: MPHOSPH9
Product: M-phase phosphoprotein 9
Exons: 24
Coding region: 213-3788 (1191 amino acids)
Cellular component (GO): centriole
Source: RefSeq, a predicted model, not a curated record